Messenger RNA from Rhizoctonia solani, 417 nucleotides. RefSeq names its product superkiller protein 3 SKI3. The transcript is spliced from 3 exons. NCBI's taxonomy places the organism in Eukaryota, Fungi, Basidiomycota, Agaricomycetes, Cantharellales, Ceratobasidiaceae. The record is from RefSeq and is a predicted model, not a curated record. The coding region runs from base 1 to 417 and encodes 138 amino acids.
AUGGGGCGAGAGUCUGCAUGUGUGGUAAAACUCUCCUCUAUCACUCGCAAAAUCCUAGGCCAGAGAGUUAGAUUGGUUGCGAGAGUUGUCAAGACGGAGCCGACUUCGUCUAUCAUCUGGUUGGAAGACGAAGGUCAUUAUCGGCCAGCGGACGUGUCAGUGAUACUUUCGUCAGACAAAGCACACCUGGGAUUUUUCCAGCAGCUGAAAUGUCAUGUGAUGAUAACUGGGUACGUUGAGCAAAUUGAGGAGGGUGAAGAAGUGCCCUCCUAUCCGAACUCGGUGCCCGAUCUAGUGAUUCGAGCGUUCCUCAUUCAAUCCGUCCCUAAUAUAGAUAUCCGAGCGUGGCGUGAAUCGGUGCAGGCAAGAGAGGAACUCCUUGAAUAUGCCCAACAGCUGGGCUAUUCUAAUGGAUGA